Etheostoma spectabile (orangethroat darter) is the source of this 1396-nucleotide messenger RNA. RefSeq names its product phosphoinositide-3-kinase, regulatory subunit 4. Gene Ontology annotation, cellular component: phosphatidylinositol 3-kinase complex, class III, type I; late endosome; nucleus-vacuole junction. The record is from RefSeq and is a predicted model, not a curated record. Gene Ontology annotation, molecular function: ATP binding; protein serine/threonine kinase activity. Lineage: Eukaryota; Metazoa; Chordata; Actinopteri; Perciformes; Percidae. Gene Ontology annotation, biological process: protein phosphorylation; protein targeting to vacuole; autophagy of peroxisome.
GUCUGACCCGGAUUCAUAACAACAGAUAACAACAAGCUAACUGGGAUUCAGCAGCUACUUUUACGGUUAUUUUUUACCGGUUACGGUCCGUUUACCGCAGCGGGGCGUUUUACCCGCGGCGGAACGAUACGGUAGUCGGACAGCUGUCGUAGCCAAAGCACCGGGAACCGAAAUGAGGACGAUCACUCCGCGUUCAGGCUAACCGCCGUUACCGUUAGCAGUAGCUAAUGCUAGCUAGUCGCUAGCCUGCGGAAGCACACAUACACACAAUCAACAACAACAACAACAACAACAGCGGGCCUGUCAACAGCAGCUGACCCCCUGUGUGGAGGCGCCAUGGGGAACCAGCUGGCGGGCAUCGCCCCCUCCCAGAUCCUGUCCGUGGACAGCUACUUCUCCGACAUCCACGACCACGAGUACGACAAGAGCCUGGGCAGCACGCGCUUCUUCAAGGUGGCCCGGGCCAAGCACCGCGAGGGCCUGGUGGUGGUCAAGGUCUUCGCCAUCCAGGACCCGUCGCUGCCGCUGACCAGCUACAAGCAGGAGCUGGAGGAGCUGAAGAUCCGCCUGCACUCGUGCCAGAACUGCCUGCCGUUCCAGAAGGCCUCGCUGACGGAGAAGGCGGCCAUCCUGUUCCGCCAGUACGUCCGCGACAACCUGUACGACCGCAUCAGCACGCGGCCCUUCCUCAACAACGUGGAGAAGCGCUGGCUGGCCUUCCAGGUCCUCAACGCCGUGGACCAGGCGCACCGGGCCGGCGUGCGCCACGGCGACAUCAAGACGGAGAACGUGAUGGUGACCAGCUGGAACUGGGUGCUGCUCACCGACUUCGCCAGCUUCAAGCCCACGUACCUGCCGGAGGACAACCCCGCCGACUUCAACUACUUCUUCGACACGUCGCGGCGGCGGACGUGCUACAUCGCGCCGGAGAGGUUCGUGGACGGCAGCAUGUUCACCACGGAGAGCGACCAGAACACGCCGCUGGUGGACCUGAGCAGCAACAACCAGCGGGGCCGGGGGGAGCUCAGACAGGCCAUGGACAUCUUCUCCGCAGGCUGUGUGAUCGCCGAGCUCUUCACCGAGGGCGUCCCCCUCUUCGACCUGUCCCAGCUGCUGGCGUAUCAAGGACACGUCCAGACGGAGCACGUCCUCCUGAAGAUCGAGGACCGCAGCGUCCGAGAGCUGGUGGCCCAGAUGGUGCAGCGGGAGCCGGAGCGGCGUCUGACGGCGGAGGAGUACCUGAAGCAGCAGCGGGGGAAGGCCUUCCCCGACAUCUUCUACACCUUCCUGCAGCCGUACAUGGCCCAGUUCGCCAAGGAGACCUUCCAGUCGGCCGACGAGCGCGUGCUCGUCAUCCGCAAAGACCUGGACAACAUCCUGCACAACCUGCGGGGGG